Molecule: messenger RNA, 1785 nt
Organism: Thecamonas trahens ATCC 50062
Lineage: Eukaryota; Apusomonadida; Apusomonadidae
Exons: 2
Coding region: 24-1658 (544 amino acids)
Source: RefSeq, a predicted model, not a curated record
CUCUUCUUCACAACAUAACAAUUAUGAAGGUCAUCAUCUUUGCAGCCAUUGCUGCGCUGCUCGUCUCGACCGCGGCGGCAGGCAUUGUCGCUCAAUGCCGCUCCGAGUUCCGUAACGCCAACUGCCGCGCCUGCGCAGAGUCGGCAACUCAGGGCGACUCGACAUCCGGUCCCCGCCCCUGUGGUUGGUGCCCGCCAGAGGCUGCAGGCGGCGCAGGUGUGUGCCACCAGCUUCAGUCGGGGACCACUCCUCCUUGCGCUGAUGUCAAGCGCGGAAACAACAUCGACACCUGCCCGGCGCCGUCGGGCGGCGGCGGCGGGUCGACCACCUGCGAUCCGGCCCAGAGCUCGUCGUGCUCGACUCCGCGCGAGUGCAGUGCCGGCGAGCUACCUAUCCGUGGCGAUCCGCCCGCUUGCUGCCCGACGUGCAGCCCGCGGUGCCAGAGCGGCAUCACCGAGCCGGCCUCGCCCAUCUGCAGCCCGAACCGUCCGCCGAUGGUCAACAUGACUUCGUGCACGCUCUCGUGCAAGCGGCCGCCGAUCUGCGACCGGUCCACCGCCCUCGACUCGGUUCCCGAGUGCUCGGCGACGCUUGCCCCUGGUAUUGAUGUCACCACCGGCUGCCCGCGCUGCCGCAUCCCGUCGAACCGCGACUGCUCCACCGCUACCUGCGCGCCGUCGGUCUGCUCCACUGGCACCCUCCCGCAGCCGGACGCCUCCAACUUUUGCUGCCUCACCUGCCGCCCGCGCCCGCCGUGCAACCCGGCGACGUGCGCGUCCUCGUUCGCCGAGCUCCGUGUCUGUGGCUCCGGCGAGACGCCUGCCUUUGACGAGACCACAUGCUGCCCGACUUGCCGCAUUGAGGACCCCAGCACCGAUCGCCCUGGUACGGAUGGCACCUGCACCGCAGACAACAUCCGCAAAUGCAUGCAGCGCCGCCCGGUGUGUGAGCCUGGCCAGCGCCCGGUCUUUGACCCGUCGAAGGCCUGCUGCGGCUCAUGCCGCCGCCCGCAGGUUCUCUGCGAUCUGACCUCGGUCGCCGAGUGCGCCACCACUGUUCGCGACUGUGCCUCGGGCGAGGAGCCCGUCCUCCUCUCCACCUCGUGCUGCCCCUCGUGCCGCCCGGCCGAGCCGACCUGCACCACCACCUGCACCGACUCGGAGAUCUGCAUCCGCCCACGCGACGUCAACGGCGAGGCCCAGCCGUUUGUCUGCCGCGCAUUUGACCUCCGCCGCUUCAUCGUCAACUCGCGAAACUCGACCCGCGCCGACGUCCUCCGCCGCUUCAAGGCCAACAACGUCCGCCAGAUCAUCUUCGAGCUCGUCGAGCGCUACUGUGACAAGGCCGAGAACAACGAUGUCUGCGAAAAGUACCGCACCAUGGUCAUCCGCUCCACCCGUUGCACCCGCACUUCCGCCGACGGCGUCGCCCCGGUCACCCUCGAGUGCAAGAUCCCGCGCGCAGCCUCCACUUCGACCCGCUCCAACGACUCGCCGUCCGCCAUGGUCUCGUCCGCCGUUACCUCGUCUGACGAGUAUGAGGUCCAGGCCGAGGGUGGAUCUUCCACCUCGGCCGCCACUCGCGACUCGCUCUCGCUCGCUGUUGCAUCCAUCCUCAUUGCCCUCUCCAUGCUUGCCGCGUGCGUUGAGGCGCUCUAGUUUGGCCAUCGCUUAGCCCCCCCCACCCAUCAACAGCCCAUUACCUCUCGCUCCGCAUUUCACUCUCCGCAGCAGAGGGCAGCCCUCCCUGACGUCAAAGGCGCUGCGCUUUUCUGUGCACACAACA